Sodiomyces alkalinus F11 is the source of this 4082-nucleotide messenger RNA. RefSeq lists its product as hypothetical. Bases 1 to 3816 code for a protein of 1271 amino acids. NCBI's taxonomy places the organism in Eukaryota, Fungi, Ascomycota, Sordariomycetes, Glomerellales, Plectosphaerellaceae. Gene Ontology annotation, molecular function: catalytic activity. The transcript has 8 exons. The record is from RefSeq and is a predicted model, not a curated record.
AUGAGGUCGGCUGCUCAAUAUACCAGACGAACAAAUUGCUCUCGGAUGCAGGAAUGCAAUGGAGCCUCUCACCAUACGUUGUUAGCCCCGGGAAUGCAACGACCAAUACAGAAAGCCACCCAAGGCCACUCGAUUGCCACGACCGCCCAGGCCCACCGCAAACGGUUCAGACGUCCCCGUUCCAAAAUAUGCCCGGAGCUGUCCUGGAGAGGGCCUUCUUCCUUUCCGGUAGCCCAGCACUACCAAGGCCCCAGCUUCCCCCGCGUUGAACGCACGUUGAGACACAAGCUCGAGCCGGAGAGGCAGGUCAUUGCUUCAUCCUUUUCCAUUCCCAGCUCAGCUUUCAAGCUAGAAGAUCGAGAGCUGCGUGGGUUGCGUGGGUUGCGUGGGCCGCUUCCACCAUUGAUCCAACACUGGCAACAACUAUCAGGGUCGCCGUCUCUUGUCUGUACUGAACCCUUCACCAAUCCUAUGGCCAGUUUCAUUCAGGACACCGACACUGGCCCUUGUUCUGGGGCAUACAAUGCCAUAUUCCUCUUCGGCCUUUCAGUCUACGCUCUUUGGUUCGGACCAUUUCCUUUAGCUCGGUCAUAUAAAUUCACGGUCGCAGAAGCCUUUCUUCCCGAUAUGCCAUCCAGAAGUCAGAGACAACAACAACAACAACAACAACAAGUAAAGCAAGUAUCAAAUCAAUCAAUCACCCUCGACACCAAUUCCCUCAGCAACACGCCUUUGAACAAAGCAGUAAGCAUGUCUGAUUCUGACGAUUACGUUACUCCCGUCACCCCUGCGAAGCAACGCUUCAGGCUCGACGAUUCUAGCGACUCGGAUGAGAAUCAGAAUCCCCAUUACCAGCAGCACCUAGAUGAUCGCGCUGGUCUCCCUUCGGGACCAGCCCUCUUCGGAGGGCAAGGUUCCUUCCCGGAACAACAUCUUCCUUCAGAAGAAUCGACCAUGUACUCGUCCUUCGAGCAGCCGCGAGAGGAAACGAUACCUCCGCUCACGCCGGUAUUUCAACGCUUCAAACUCAAGGACUCCGACUCCGACGCAGACCCUACUCUUGACCCUCCUGGCCGUCAUCUUGGCGAGUUCACGACGGAGCCAAUGCAGAUAUCUCCCUCCGAGGAGAUGCCGAAGCCGCAAGCUUCCCCUCCUACCUUGGCCUUUCACGUCGAAAUCGAGUUCCUCUUGAAACUUGAUGAACACCUACUCAAGGGAAUCGAAGAGGAAAAGACCGGGGUGAUGGACAACCCCGAUUCCUACGUUGCCUUUAACCCCCAUCCGUCCCUCCGGGGCACCAACGCAUUUGAUCGAGUGACUAACAACAUCCUAGUGAGGAUAGCACGCCACCUCCACGCCAACGAUAUACCCUCCGUAUCCUCUUCCGAAGAGCUAGACCGCGAGUUCAGCCGUGACAUCGAAGGGCAGUUCGGUCCGGGUCUCUGGGUCGUCCGCACCCCGGUCAAGCCGCUGGAGGUGAGACCAGAAGCCACCAUAGACCAUGACCGUUUCACCGGCGUUGCCGUCCGCUCACCUCUCUUCAACGCCACAGCUUUCUCUGUCUUUAUUGAGUCCGUCCGCAAACUGGUCCGCAUCAUCAAGGAGACCUACACCGUCGGCGUCAACGCCUCUACGAGGCUACGCGUCGACGUCAAGCCCGGUGGUGGUGACGACAAGUUUGACGUCGCCUACCUGAAGCGGCUGGUCCGCUUCCUCUGGGCCGCAUCGCCCUUGCUCGAUGAACUUCACCCGCCGCAUUGUGGCCCUGGUUCCCCUGUCACCCCGGGUCUCGCCUGCACGAGGGCCUUCUAUCCGGAAGGCUUCCUCGGCCUCGACCAGCUCCAGUAUAAGAAAAUUGAAGUGCCCGACCUCUUCGACGCCGGCGCCGCGGUUCCCAUGAGCGUCAAAAUGUUGGAAGAACCCAGCAUGCCCUCGGGCCGCUUCAGUUCCUGGUAUGUUCUGCAGCUCCUCAAGCUGGAAGCCCCCCGCACGCUGCCGGAGCUCGUUGAGAAGUUGGGCGUUGUGCGUGGUCGUGCGAACGGCGGGCUGGUUGAUAUGCCUCCUGGCGCUUACCACUUCGAUCCCCUGCUCCACGAAGGAAGCAUUCAAUUCGCCCAGCACGCCGGCACCAUGGAUGUUAAUGCGAUAACCCAAUGGGUCCGCGUCUGCCUGGCGCUCGCCUCCAUCGGCCAUUCUUCCCGCGUCGAGCAUUUCCACGGCAUUCUCCGACGCCUGAUACCUGCCAACGCCGAUGUCCAUCGCGAACUGCUCGGAGUCGGCCCGCUUGUAUCCCCAGCACCUGCAGCACCUGCAGCACCUGGCAACGGGGUCGGCCCCUUGACCGUGUAUGAGCUUCUCCGCCAGUUGGUCUCCCGAAACACAGCAGCCUACUACGAGACCCGCGGCCGCUACCCCCAGAGCCCGGAGGUGGCACGCCUCGGACGCCGACGCGCCGUUAACCUAGGAGCGCUGCUGAAGAGCACUCCGGCCUCGCCCCAGUACACUUUCGGCGUGGAGCUGGAGUUCUUCCUCCCUUACGGUAAGAACGACGAGACGUUGCCGUUGCCGUACGGCGUGUUCAAGGACCCUUCGCCGGAGGAUAAGCGCUGGUUCGAAAGAAACUAUGUUUUAAACGAGACCCGUGAUAGUGUCUGCGAGAUCCUCACCAAGGGAGGCUUCUUCGCCACUAACAUUUGGAGUCACGUGACCGGCUCGAAGCGCUAUGAAACCAUGCGCGCCAAGGCGGGCGGGUUCCUCCUCGAGCCCGGUAUCAGGCCCCAUUUUCAAGCCUGGUGCGUCCAGUCGGAUGGUAGCCUCAUGGUCGGCCCGGUUCCGGGCUACUCGGGCGAAGUCGGCAUGGAGAUUGCCGGCCCGCUCGGCUGUGCCAACCGCACGGGCUACCGAGACUUUGUCCGCGGCGUGUGCUACCUCCGCAACAACAUCCGCACCAUGAUUGGGAAUGAGUGCGGCCUGCACGUCCACGUCUCCACCCACAACGGCCGCUGGACCUACCGCACGGUGAAGCGCGUCAUCAGCCUAUGCUGGUUCAUAGAGCCCGUCAUGGCGGCCAUGCUGCCCCCGACGCGGUUCCACAAUCAGUAUUUCCAGCCCAUCCACAGGAACUCCCGGGCCGCGCUUGAUGACGACCCACCCGUCGCCGAGACGCAGCGCGAUCGCGAGUUGGAGGCCCACGUACCGAUGGACGGUCUCGACGAGAAGCUCCGCGCCGCCAUGUGGCGCAUCUGGGUGAGCUCCACUCAACUCAACCAGCUCGAGAGCGCCAUCUCGGAUCACUUAUACUGCCGGUGCUCGCUGUCGGUGUCCAGCAUCAGACGGAAGCCAGGUCAGGACGGUCGAGUUGACCUCACCGGCACGAUCGAGUUCCGUCACAAGGACGGCUGCCUCGACCCGGAGCGGAUCGUCCGCUGGUCGCGCUUCUGCGUCGCCAUGGUCCGCAAGGCGGAGGUCGCUCCUGCCAGGGAGAUCCGCGAGCUCCUGAGGACUCUGGCCCCGCUGCAGGGCCGUGAGCGUUGGGACCGCCGCGCCAGUACGGAGUUUAUUCCUGUCGUCAUGGGCGCCCUGGGACUUCCUGACGAGGACACUGACUUUUGGUGGCGCCGGUCUAGAUUGUUUGCGCCCCUCGACAUCGAGAAUCCGACCGAAACCGAACGCAUCGCGCUCUCCAGCAGGGUCGUUUCCACUGCCGAGAGUCGUAAGGAACGGAAACCGAUACUGGUCAACCGGGACUUCAUCCCACCGGUCUCGGCUGAAGAGUACGAACGUCUUGAGGCUUUGUUAGCCAGCAUACCCGAGUGAGAUGGCAACAAAGAACAGGCAGGUAAGGUGGGUGGAAGAUACAAGGUGAGUAAGAUCUAUACACUUGUUGUUAUUAACACCCACACAACCCCCCAUCUCCUUCUGUGGUAUAGCAAAUACCAAUCAUGAUAGGUAAGUGUGGCACCACUGGAACAGCAAAAAUCAAACAAGCAAGGUAAGUCAAUUAUGCUGGAAGGUACAACAAAAGAAUAGACGGACAAUAGGACACUCGUAAAUGAACGAAUAGAAAUUACAGACAUACACAC